Sphenostylis stenocarpa is the source of this 246-nucleotide messenger RNA. NCBI's taxonomy places the organism in Eukaryota, Viridiplantae, Streptophyta, Magnoliopsida, Fabales, Fabaceae. The record is from the annotation of a GenBank genome assembly.
AUGGGGAGGUGGGGAUCUGCCAUACAACCUCUUGUGAGGGGCAUUACUUUUUGCAAACUAAACCACGAGGGAGGUCAGGGACUUUACCUUGAGAGAAAGAGAAAAGGAAAUACUGAACAAUUCUUCUUAUCAUUCAUGAUUGGAAUACAUGCCCAGAUAAGGGAAAAUGAUAACAAUAUCGUAACAGAAAGCAAGGCCUCAACUCAUGUUGAUACUUUUGCCCCACGAAUGCAACAUCCCAUGUGA